GACUAGAGGUUUAACAUUACGCACACAUAAUUCGUUACACGCUGAUCACUACACAAAUGAAUACAACUUUGUUAACACACAACCUAUUGGUUCUCAAUCCAUACCAACUGAUAGAAAAUCAACCAAAACAUGUUUACGCCCAUCUUCUUCAGUUACAGAAGAUUUUCUUCCAAUUCGAACUCAAGGUGGAGAUCAUACAAAAAUGACUCAAGAACCUAUUGUUGUACGACGUCGAAGAUUCAGUAACGAACCCGGUGCAUCUUCUAGUCAUAUUGCCAAGAUCGAUUCGGUUUAUUUUGAUGCAGAGGAUACUAGUUCCAAUGUGCCUUUCUCAAAGAAUAUUUUAGCUAAUAAUAACAUGACGAACAGCAUAAAUACAAAGUCGGAUUUAAAUAAUCGACAGUCCAACAGUCGAAUUUCCGAUGAAUGCAGUGAUGAUUGGGGUGAUCCAUGUGGUAGUCUGGAUGUUGAUGACGACCUGUAUCAUGAUGCUGAUGAAUUGAAUAAUAUCGAAAGUGAUAAUACAGAUUCACUAUACACAUCACAUACGAUGCAAACUGGUGAAACUAAUGUAGAUCAUACGAGGUCGUCUACUAUUAGACCACCAACACCUCCACCACGUCAAAUGCACAUUCUUCAUGAUGAAAAAAACCUUGAGUUUCAUCCUUCUGUCGAACAGGUUUUAGAUAAAAGAAAAAUUCUACUAAACCUAUAAAUACUCAAGAAGAAGAACCAAAGCUUCAGUUAGAAUUAGAUCUUCAAAUUCAUAUUGAUUCUGGUUGUUGUGUUCUUCAUCCUCGGCUUCCUUCAAAAUUUAUGCCUGAUGAUAAUAGUGGUAAACAUGUAUCAACCUCUGUCUUUCAUACAGGAAUAGGAAUAAAUCCAUUCAAUAUUUCAAAUACUAUGAAAGUCCUAUCUCCAGAAACUCAUAGUCAAACUCCUUGUGCAUUUUCACCAACUCACAUUGAAUCUGGUUAUAGGUUAUCUUACAGUGAUUUACUUCCUGGAUAUUUGGAGCGUUAUAGGCAUCAACUGUUACAAGAUUUUCAAAUAGUCCCUAAUGAUAUCAGUAUAUUUUAUUUGCCUGCCGUGGACGUUAGUCUUCAUUAUAAUUCUAUGACUGAAUUAGACUUUCUGCCCGGAUGCAAUACAGUUAUACCUGGUUCAUAUAGUGACCCUCCUGUUAACUCAAAAAUGUUCUCUCCAAAUGUUUUUUCAUCAAAAUCAACUACUCAGUCUAGAACUGGACAAAAUACAGGGAAUAAAGACGAUUCUAUUCCUCGAAGUAUAAGAAAACAAGCUGAUUUAUAUAUUUCCUGUUUCUUACAAAAAUUACCAAAUGAAUUAAUUGUUCAGCCGGCAUUACUUGAUUUUCUUGAACAAGCUAUCGAAAAUUUGCCACUUAUAUCUGACUGGAAUUCAGAAGUUGAUUCCGUUUCAUCCGAUUCUGGUAAUGAAAUAUUCUUCGAAAAAUUCCCUGUACACGCUAUUGUUCAUCUUCAUAUUCAACCGUUUACCAUACGAUUUCUUUGUUUGCCAACUUCCCGAAUGCAAUGCUUAAUGGUUUUACCAUUUUUGGACGCUGUCUUUUCAACUAAACGUGAUGAUCCUGACUCAGUUAUAAAUAGAACUGAAUAUAGUGUACCACGUAAAUUAUCCGAUCUUACUUCACUUCAAUCUGAUAAUCAGUUGGAUAAUACAAGUGUAACAUUGAAACAGAAACCAGUAGUCGGUGAUGUAGUUUCAGCUGGUGGACUUUCUAUUACUGCCAUCUUAAAAGAGUUUCGCAUAUCAAUAUUUCAUCCUUAUGGUGAAUCAUCUUCCAUAAGAUCAGGAAGCAGUUCAUGGGGAGAUGCUAGACCAUGUGAUUCUCUUACAAUACUCGUGAAAGAUAUACAAUGUCAUCUUUCACGCACAGUAGAAGCAAAAGUUGUGCAAGUGAAUCCGAAUACAAUUGUAAAUGAGUCUAAUUCUAUUAGUGUACCACCAGAAUCUAACAAAAAACCUUUCAGUUCAACAAUUCAUAGUGCUAGAGAAACAAUGGUCUCUGUGCAAUUGGUUGAUAAUUUUGGAUUACAUCGAAAUUUAUGUAUUUCAGGUAUUUUUGAUAUUGGUAUAGCUGAAUUCACUUGUGAUACUCGUCGAACAUUAGAAAUUUUAGAUAUUUAUAAUUCAUGGUAUCGUAGUAGUCUGGCUCGUCGUUUAUUUCUAGGCAAUGAUGAAUUAAUUGAAACAGUUAAUAUCACCACUCAGUCUUAUGAUCAAGAUGAAACAAUGAAAGCCACCAAGACACAAAAUGAACAAUCAGAUACAAAGUUGGAAAGUGCAUUAUCCAAUGAUAAUUUAGAUACAAACCAGGAAAAUUCAGGAAGUUUAGAACUGCCUCUACAAAGUGGAAUAAUAAACCUUACUACAGAAACCCAACAACCAUUAGAUAAGAAUAAAAAAAAUUUAACAUCAAAAACAACCUUCUUGAGAGAAAAUCUGAGUCAUAAAAAGUCAGAUGCAACACGUGCUACAACAAUCGGUCCAUGCGUAUCGACAAAUGAUAAAAGUGAUGAAGAGCCUAAAGCGCCUACAGUUAGUACAUCACCAGAUCCAACGUCAAAAUUAACUACACUUGUAGGUGAACGUGGAGCUAGUGGAAGUCGUAAUACUAGUUUACGAGUAGCUUCAUGGAAUGCAUUAACAAUUUUCUGUGUACACUUGAAAAAAUUUGAUUUAAAUUUAUACAUGGGUAGCGCUAUGGGUUUAACACGACUUAUUGUAGACCAGUCAUUUUGCGAAGGUCACAUCUCUGUGAAUUCAUCAGGCCGUAAAAACACUUUAUUAACUGCUGGCUUGGCCAAUAGUCAAUUUAUUAGUGAAGGUGGUGGAGUAGGCGGUGAAUUUGGCCUAGUUGAUCUGGCGACUCAACUUCGUAUAGACAAUGAUCCUUCACACGAUCCUCAACAUUGUUUGGCAGCAAAGGUUGGUGGUUUUCAAAUACGUAUAGAAUAUAUGAACACAAAUAUUCUAUUAUUCAGAGUAAACUCUCUAGACCUAACACUUUAUGAUGAAUGGUGUUUAAAAGAUGUCAUUCAACAAUUGUUGAAUUCAACUAAGCAUUCUAAAUUAAACACUUCCACAAAACAAGAUCAAUAUUCGUCUUUAACGAUCAACAGUGAAACAAAUGAUGUUCUUGGCUCAUUACCGGUAUUUAUUCGAAUUGUUGGGGAAAUUAAUUGGGAUCAAGCGCAGGCAGCGAUUGUUCGUAGCACUACUCCAGAUCUUAUAAGAUCUAUUCAUAAAGUUCGUGAUUAUUUUCAAGAACAAGUUCGAGAAGGUCGUUUAUCAUUGAUUGGACAAGUUGGUCGUUUUGGUAUGUUUUCAAUGAGUGCUGGACAACGCCGUCCUUCAAAUCAUAAAGGAAGUAUUUGUUCAUCACGUUUAUGUAAAGAUAAAUCUGUUAAUAUUGCUGAUCAAGAAAUUGAUCAGCUUUUGCAACGUCAUUGGCAAAAAAUAAUGUAUCAGGCCCUCAGAUUACUUUUACAAGAACGGUUAAAAGUUUCUAGUAUGAAAGGAAAAUCAUCGUCUAUUGAAACACAAUCUUAUUUAUACAACAAUCCAGUGCUUAGUGGUUCAUUUCAAUUAUCAGGAAAUUCAUUGGGAAUGGCUUGUUUUGCUGGUAGUUUCCGAUCAGCUCCUGACUGGGCUGUAUUCAAUAUCCAACAUCCAACAGUCAGCUUUGAAACUGAGGCUCAACGAGAAAUUCCUAUAUCGAGUGAAGAAAUAAUUGUUGAUGGAAGUGAACGGGAUGGAUGGAUAAAUGUACGACAAGUUUUAAGUUUUGAGUUAGGCUCACCCCCAGAAUUUCAACCUCAAAUGGCCUAUGUCCUUCGUGUUAGACGCGGAAAAUCACAGAAUUUACGGGAUUUACCAUUGGCAACUAUUGAAGAGUGGUUUGAAUUUUGUUUUCGUGGUGCAGAUAAUACAGUUUUCAACUUCGCUCGACAUAGUAAUCCAUCAGGUCUCAAUUCUAUAAUAAAAUUGGCACAAUUCCCAAUAUGUUUUACACGUAUUAGUAGCCAAGACACGUCGUUGCCUGUAUUUAAUGUACUGAAUUCUUCAAAACCCUCACGUGAUAUGCUUGUUCCGGUCAAUGAAGAUGAUGGUAACUCCGCAGAUCCCGGUGAUACUAAUCGUUCUACUAAUAAAACCAGUGAAACAUCAACUAUCAACAAAGUUAUAUCAAAAGAAGAACGACCUAGUGUAUCUGUUCGUUCCAAUCCAUUAAAGCCACCAAAUGAAGGUGAAUUAUUGUUUAUUCUACCUUCUCUUGCCUUACGUAUCACUACUGAUCAACGUCAAACAAUGUCUCAACCUACUUUAUCCAGUCUUCCAGUUGUUAUAUCGGGAUUUUCAGCUAGUAAGGAAUCUACUCUUGACAAUAAUGUCGCGUCUAAAGAUGCAGACCAGAAAAAGUCACCGGGACGAUUUUCUAAAGGCCAAUCUUUACUACGAACCAAGCCAUUUUCUAAGAAAGACAAUUCAGGAGAAUUAAGCAUGACCUGUCCCAAUUCUGCACCAUUCGUAAAAGUCAGUUUUCAAACUGAUUUUCAUGGGUUCAUUCAACUUGGACUGAUUGAUGUACCUUGGCUGCCAAGUCUUAUAAGUUCAUACUUGGAUGAACGAUUAAAUGACUAUGAACUUUCAAGCGGAGCAAUCUGGAAUGUGGGUGAUACCAGUCAAGGUCUUGUGAGUCAUUCAUCAAUGACAAAUGUUAUAUCUGAAGACGUUAUUGGUCGACUUCGUGCUCUCUCAACAACUAGCUCACCUAUGGUACAAGAUGCUCGUGUUUAUGACAUAAUACACUGGUCAUUAAGUCCCGAAUGUCGUUGGCUUUUAGCCACAAACAUUGGAGUUCCAGCAUUUGAUCGUCUUUUAGAAAGUAUUGGCUUCCGCAAGGCACGUAUUACUAUUCCCAAAUGGCUUCAGAGAGGUGUCAUGGAUCAUUUGGACAAAAUUGCUUCUAUUCUCUUAAGAGGUAGCUUAGAACUAAGUAUGGAUAAAGACAACCUAAUUAAAUGAAAAUCCUAAUUAUGAUGCUAAAAAUACCACGUGUAAAGUAGUAGUCACUGUUGUAUUAGCGACAAUUAGUUUUCUCUACAAAUCGCUUUUUUGGCAUCCUAGUAAACAUUUCCAUUUAUUUGAUUGACACUGGACAAACUGCAGAUUAAGUGGACAACAAAACAUACUUUUUGUGUUUCUUUACAGAUGCAAAUUAAUGCCUAAAACAGACUUGUACAAAUAUUUCCUGUAAUAUCCAAAAGAUUUUCUGAUUAAAACUGCUUGGGAUUUUCAUGUUUUCGUGUUGCUACAGUUGCCAUUUAUUAAUAAUGACAUUAAAGCGAUUUGAGUUAUUCUU
This is a messenger RNA of Schistosoma mattheei, 5407 nucleotides long. Lineage: Eukaryota; Metazoa; Platyhelminthes; Trematoda; Strigeidida; Schistosomatidae. The record is from the annotation of a GenBank genome assembly.